This is a messenger RNA of Podarcis lilfordi (Lilford's wall lizard), 27193 nucleotides long. NCBI's taxonomy places the organism in Eukaryota, Metazoa, Chordata, Lepidosauria, Squamata, Lacertidae. The record is from the annotation of a GenBank genome assembly.
AUGGCGGAAGAAGACCUUAUCUUUCACAUGGAAUGCUUCGAUAACACCAAGCCAGCGAAAGCAGUCUCUGGGAAUUACCACGACACCGAUAGCGAGGAUGAAGAUAAUUACUAUAUCUGCCCGAUAACAGAUGACCCUGUUGCAAACAAGGCAGCUGGUGACAAAGUCAGCAACUAUUACACCAACUUGAUGAAAAAUGAGCUGUAUUCAUCCAGCGCUUCUCCUAGGAGUUCUUUUGACAUCAAGGUUAGUCCACACCAGUCUCUCUCUUUCCUGGCUUUUCCUGGGCUGGCAUGAGGUCAAAACUUUCUUCCCCUGCUUUGUUUCUUGUAACUAACUACUGUGAUGUACAACUUGCGUGUGUUUUACCCAGACCUGUAGCUGCUCCCAAGACAAUGGCCCACCCCUUUAGACCAAUUUGCAGUUUGCUCAUUUCCUGUGCGUAGACCGAAGUGUGAAGCCGUAAACAUUCGGCACAGAGCUGGCUUGUGUGUUUGUAAAUACGCAGAAGACACAGGUUGUGGAGCUGCAAAUGAUCAUGGCCACAAAUGUUGGCAAAGUCUGUUAAAUAACCCAGACGGAGUCCGAAGAGAAAAUAAAUCCUGGUAAUACUUUGCUGAGGAAACUGAACGGAAGGCAAUGUAUAAUUUGAAGAGAAAGGUACAGACAUGUCUUUCUCUAUCUCCAGGCCUUGUACAUAGCAGGGAGGUGUCCAAGCAAGCAUACAAAGGAAAACUCCCUCAAAACUACACAGCCUAUCAAGGCAGUGUGCCACCUCAGCAAAACAUCAUUCCACCUGAACUGCAGCCCUUGUUGAGCUGGCUUUGGUCCUAAGGCCUCCAUUAUUAUUAUAAUUAUUGGCAACUCUCCAUUUUCAAUUAUAAUUACUUUCCGUGAUAACAAUGUAUUACGUACUCUUCAGCCAUUGCUCUCUGUGUGGGAUGUGAAGCAACAAAAAGCUGCAAGAGUCACAAUAAAUAAAAGCAUAACUAGUUGCAGCAAGCUGUUUCAUAAAAGCAGCAUAAACGAGGUAAAGCCAAAAGGUAUUGGCAGGUAAAAUGGGUUUUCACCUGGCAAACCUCUCUGGGAAGGUGUUUUCCCAGCUAGGGUGCCAUAGCUGAAAAGGCCCUGCCUUCCACCGCCAUCUCUCUUCCUUCUGAUGUCAGAAGGACAUGGGACAAGUUUACUGUGUUUGCCUCUGAAAAACACCACUCUGUGUGCAGCAAACAUAAUUGCCAUGUGACUCAUUUGAAAACUCUGGCCCUUGCAGUUAGCUUCCAUAUAACUAUUUCACAAUGGGAUGUUGUCACUGAUGUUUCUUAAGAAGUAUCACUGUGGGCCAGAAGUUAGAUGUCUGUCAGUGAAAGGUUGUUAGGAAGCAGAGGAGAGGAACACCAGUUGAAAGAGAAGUGAGCAGGAUUGUAUACUAGAUGAUCAUAGAAUUGUAGAGUUGGAAUGGAUCCCAAAGGUCAUCUGGUCACAAUCCCCUGCAGUGCAGGAAUCUCAGCACGCGGUCCCCCAUCCAAUUUAAAACCGUAGUGGACCCAGGCUGCAUUGGUGGAUCAGAUGAAAGGUAGCAUAGAAAAACUGGCUUUCAAAAACUUUCACCAAGCACAAUGGAUGUGUCGAUUGUCUUGAAAAGUGACUUUCAUUUAAAUGCUAUUUUGCUCUGUUCUACAUGCUUACUGUAAUUGUUUUCAUGUAUGUCCUUUAGAAUGGCACUCAGCAGCAAUCUAAGCAUGGCUCUGCCAUUGACCAUAGCCGGGUAGGUCAAAAAUGAAUGCGGUAACAUUUUAAAAUAAAUUUCUUGUUUGAGGUGGGCGAGUGGUUUAAAACCCAAAUCCCACCAUUUCCAGAAAAAUCAUAUGCAGCUUUAUGCACAGUUCUCUCAAUAAACACAGUUUUGUAUGCCGUUUCCCCUCACAUAAGCAUUUUCACUAUUACGCACAUUUUGUGCACAGGGUUGGGCUGAGUGUCUUGGAGAAUGAAACAGCCAUUUGUCUGGAGUUGUAAUAUUCAUCUGCAUCCUUUACAUACUAACAUGCCUUUUGCUUCAUGUGGUGAGCUGGGAUUUUUGGUUCAUUUUCAAGCGGCUUUUGCUUCUCAGUUUGAUUAUAUGUAGCUUGUUUUGUGUUCUCCCCGCCCCCCCCCCCGCCCUUACUUUUUCCUCAAGAGCAUGUUUGAGUUUGACUGUAUCACUGGGACAUUAAAAAAUAAGACUAGGAAUGCCUGAGCAGAUCCAAAGAAAGGAUGCAUCUGGCUGAGAUUAGCGGUCAAGGGGCACCAGCUGAGACAGUGACAUACUCCCAAAAUAUUUUGUUGUAAAAGAAAGUAACUUUGCAUUAAAAGAAAAACACGAGUUCAGUCUUGGCUUUCGUGUUGAUUAUCAUUUUUUGAGCAAAUUAAGUUAAUUUGGAUAGGCAGAAAAUAUUAAAAAUACAUUUAAGGAACCGCAGAAAUAGGGGGAAGGAAGUCAAGUUUUGAAAUGUUGAAAUGACUGUAAAAUGAUUGAAAUGUAUAAAAUUUAAAAUCAUAAAUAAUAUAUGUUUUUUAAAAGAAAAUUUUAAAAGAAAAAUGCAUCCAACAGAGGGCCGUUGGCCUGAACCAGUAAAUCCUUACACAUAUUUACCUCCCCACUCCUUGAUGUCAUAUUAUAUAUAUAUAUAUGAUGUGAUGUCAGAGUAGUGCAGGCAGGUGUGGUUUUUCCCAAACAGGUCCAAAUGUACAGGCUGGCCCACGAGACUUGUGUCCGCAGACAAAUAUCCGCAGACAAACCGUUUUCAGGGCUCUCCCUGUGUGCUUCCCUUUGCAAGACUGAGGUCCAAAAGUACGAUGGGAGAUCAAUGAUUGUGCAUUAUCUCUGACGGCCUUUUGUGAAUAACUCAACACUUUUCAACUUCUGCAGCAAGCCUGGAAGCACGCCAUUGAGAAAGCCAAGCACAUGCCUGACCCAUGGGCAGAAUUUCAUCUGGAGGACAUUGAAACGGAAAACGCAACACGUUACAGGUUUGUAGGCACUUCUGCUUCUAUUACUGAUGUUGCAUGUGUGCCCCUGUGGGCUUGGGUGGGGGAUAGGGGCACACCCACCAAUGGUGGCACAGAUUUCAUACAAGAUCUUGCCUAUUUUGGGUGAGAUCUUGCCCCAAAUCACAUGAGAUUUAUUUUUAUUUUUUUGCUCUACAAAAUCUUGUGCGAUUUCGGGCAAGAUCUCGUCCCAAAUGGGCACAAUGUUGCCCGAAAUUGGUGCCGAUUUGCAGCAUCACUUCUCUGCUGUUGGCAGAGGUCGCAGGCCAGGCGGGAGACCUGCAGGCAGGCAGCCUGAGGCAGUGACUUCACCCUGCCCAACGGCUGAGCCGGCACUGGCAGGGCAGGGCUAUGUGUCAAAGGGGUUUGUUUCUUUUUCAAAAUAGUCCAUCUUGAAGCAUCUUGAAGCAUAGGCAAAUAUUAAUAUCUCUCUCUCCCCCUGUGCAUGGACUUUUUAGUGGCACCCUAAGAUGAAAAAUAUGUGAUCAGGAAGACAUUAAGAGGCUUGCUGCUGAUUGAUGUGCAAAUAGGUUAAACAUAAUGGGCAAUAACCACAUUACUCCUUUUAAUUAGUUGUUGUAUUUAUGGCUCUUGCCUAUAUGUCCUGAUAGGUUCUUGCUUGCGGGUGUUCUGUUCUAUUUCACAUUUUUUUAUUAACUUCCAUUGGAGGUUUUUAAAAUAAAUACCAACCAACAGUUUAGGUAACCUUUAUCUGAACCGGAGUUAAGCUGGUAAUCCAGAGUCCGUGUGGCUUGUCCAUUACCGCCCCCUGCCUCACCCCUUGUCUUGCACGUAUCCUGAUUUUUGAUUCUCCAAAUCUUAUCUUUUUCUUCUUUGUCCCAAGCUACAAUAGUGAGCUCAUUGGUGUUGUCUUAGGAAUUAAAUCUUCAUAAGGAAGAAAGCUUCCAACAUGCUUUUAUGCAAAGCUAUAAAUAGUUGGGCCUCUUAGUAACGCGCUGUGCCGUUCUUAAAAUAGUGUUUGCUUUCUCUCGGGUGUGCGUGCUCCUCUGCUAUGCACAGCCAGAAUGUAAACCUUUAAAAAAGGACCAGUGCAGGCGUGCGCAGAGCAGAACUGACCUCUGACUUGUGUGCGUUCCUGCUGGGCAGACAAGCUCAUCGGAACAUGCUGUACAUAAUGCACAUCUGAAGUGUGCAUUCGCUGGGUGUGAAAUGAGUUCAGCUAAGCAUCUUAUGGCAGGAUUACAUGAGGAAAGGUGGAAGAAAACUGUCAGAAAUAGAUUGUUGCCCAACACAUUUCAAUUAUUAUAGCUCUCUUUUCCUAUUAAAAAGAUCUUGAAUCGCAGUCUCUGCAGAAAAAGACAGAUACUGUAAUAUUUGAAAUACAUUGGCUGAUAAAUGGUCUCCUGCGGGACUUUAAGGAAAGUGUUGGACACACCCUUCUUCCCAGGUCAUGUCAGUCCUUUGCUUAAUCUGAAACCCCCUUUCCAUUAUAAACAAAAACCUCAGGAAAACCAGUCAUGCAGCUAUAUGGAAAUCUGUAAUCCCUCCAUAAAAUAUUAUAAGCACAUGAAAACACUUUUGUUUCGACAAGGGUUUCCAGAUGGAUGAAAAAGUAUCCACCUUAGGUGUUUAUUCUGUACUGUUUUUCAAACUUCCAUUGUUUCAUACUGUAUUUUAAACUACUUUAUGUUGCAGCCCUCAAUGCCACCUCCCCUGCCGCCACCAAAUGCUGUCCCAAGAUUUCCCCCAACCCUUGGAUCAGAUUUGGGAAUGGGGGCAAGGGCUGUGGAAGGAAGGGGGAAUAAUAGAAAAUUGCCUCCUAGUACCUCUUCAUAGAGGCCUCCACAGGAUAAAGGAGCUUCUGUGAAUGGUUGCAGUUGGGGGAAAAACAAUGGCUAAAAUGUUUUGAUUUGAAAGACAGUUAAAUUGAUCUUUUAAUCGACAAUACCUGAUGGGUGCUUAUUUUUAUAUGUUUUAUUACAAAUAUUGUGCAUGUGUGUUUUAAAUUCUAUUUUCCCUCUCUGGUAUUUGGGGGGGGGUUGUUAUUGGGUUGUUCUUGUUUUUAUUUUGAUUGUAUAUUUUGUGUUUUUAUAUUGUGAUUUUAUCCUGUGAACCUCCAUGAGACCUGUGGGCAUAGGGCGGUAUAUAAAUGUUAAUAAUAAUAAAUUUGUGGUAUGAGACUCACAUGAAAGGCAAUUCACAAGAUAAUGGCACAGACCAGUUCCUCCAGUUUCACAUGUGCUUCAUGUGUGUUGCAUAGCAUGUAGUGAUAGCAACAUGUGAAUCCACAUGUACAGAAUUGCACAUAAGCCAGAUUGUGGCUGCCUCCACACUAUACAUUUAAAAGCUAAUUUAAAGCACGCACACGCAUACACACACCCAAAUCCUAGAAACUAUAGUUUUUACCCUUCACAGAGCUACAAUUCUCAGCUCCCUUAACAAACCAGAGUUUCCAGGUUUCUUAAGGGGGUGGGAAUGUGCUUUAAAUGUGCUCACGGAGGCCUGGUCUCAGCACGUCUGAUGGUGUUUGCUGUGCUGAUCCUUUAAAGGAAAAAAUAAUCCACAUUCUUGUGCUUACAAGGGAAAGUAGAAACUAUUUCAAGUAUUGUGUCGUGCGCGUUCCCAAACCCUUAUGCACAGUCACAUGUAGCUCUGCAGAAGUUUUAAGGACAGAAAGAGACAGCAUUUCUCCCUAGCUGGUGCCAAAGAUAUGCAGAUGAUGGCUAUCUGUCUCUGGCAACAUUGCUGUUUCAGCUGAAUGUGAAGCGACCAGUUAAAAGAAAACCCGCAGUGAAAUCACACAACUAAAGCAAGAAUGUUGUUCUCCCCUUCACAGUCAGAGGGAGGUGGGGGGGAGGGAACCCCUAAAAUCUUUGUUUCUUGUUCAGCCAAACAGUGAUUAAGGGUGUUGAAAGUGGGCAGUGGUUUGUAUAGCCAAAUAUUGUUUUCUCUCUCAGCUUCCAUCCGUUGAAUUUUAUUUCACUGAGAGGAAAACAGAAUUGCAUUCUUCCCUUCAGAGUUGUUGUUAUAUAUAUUUAGUAGCUGAUUUACUCGCAAAAAUGAGUCAAAUUGAUUUACAAACACAACAGGAAUACUAAAACCAAUUAUGAUAAACAGAAUCAACAAAAAUCUAACAAACACAUCUAUUUGUUUUAUCCUGUUCCAACCAAAGAGGCCACAAAUACUUACAAAUGCCUCAAACGAGGGGGUGGAAACCUGGGUAAAACUCCUCUCCCCCCCCCCCGGCUCCUAAAACUAGCUAAAGAGGGUUCCAGGCAAGCCGGGGGGGGGCAUUUCACAAGCAGGGAGCCACCACCGAAAAGCCCCUUCUUGUGUUGCCAUAAAUCUCCUUUGAAGGGGGAACAUGGAGAAGGGCCUCAAAUGAUGAUCACAAAUAUUUUUCUGUCAAUUUAAAAAAACUGAUGUUUUUCAUUUUUAAUGUUGUGUUAUGUGUGUGUUUAAAUUGCUUGAUGUUGUUUCUGUGAGGCUCCUUGAAAGGGCUUGUUUUUUGUCUUGAAAUAUAGCGUAAGUGUAUCGAAAUAAACAAACAAACAGCGAACGAUUCGUUAUUACUUCUACUUUGACCCCUACCUCCAGAAGGUUAUCUUCCAAAGUAUAUAUGUAUAUAUUAAUACGUAAACACGCAUAACUCCCUUGGGUGGGGUACACAGAUAAUAUCCCAGUAGGCCAAAUGACUUGGUAGAAAGUGAAAUAGCAGUUUUGCUAGGCAGCCUGCCAAGGAAAAAUUGCUGCUCCUGCCCUUAAAACAGUGGCAUGUGGCUGUACCUAAGGGCAUGUCUGAAUUAUUUGCCACUUGUAUACUUAGUCCCAUUUUCAUUUGUCCCUCUUUGUUUCUGUACUGCUCUUGCUUAUUCACACUAGCAGGCCAGCCGCCAGCACUCUCCAGCCUCUAGACUAACCCACGACUGACUCAUGUCUUUAGCAUUUUUUUCUCUCUCCCAGACCUUCCAGCCAGCUUUGUUUGGGAGACGUGAGACAAGAACAGGGACAUUUCUCUUCCACUCUCUGUGGAAGAAGUGUCUGGUUGGACACUGUAGAAAGUAGGAUACCGGAUUCUGUCAGCCAUCAAACUGACCCAUGAGGGCUCUUCUUGUGUUCUUAAUUUUUGUUGACUACUGUAAUUCGCUCUACGUGGGGCUGCCCUUGAAACUGUCCCACAAACUCCAGCAGGUGCAGAAUGCUGCACGGGGUCCCUGCCAUGGGAGCAGAUUCACCCAGUGCUUUUCCAGCUGCACUGGCUCCCGGUGGAGUAUAGGGUCAGGUUCAAGGUGCUGUUCUUGACCUUUAAAGCCUUUUGUGGCUUAGGGCCCUCGUAUCUAUGGGACCGCCUCUCCUGGUAUGCCCCGCAGAGGACCUUAAGAUCCAUGAAUAACCAUAGUUUAGAGGUCCUGGGUCCUAAGGAAGUCAGACUAUCCACCAGGGCCAGGGCCUUUUCAGUGAUGGCUUCGACCUGGUGGAAUGCUCAGUCCCCUGAGACUAGGGCCCUUCAGGAUUUAACCUCCUUCCGUCAGGCCUGUAAGACAGAGCUAUUCCGCCUGGCCUUUAAUUUGAAUUCAGCCUGAUCUUUUAUUUCCCUUCUCUUCCCUCCCCCUCCUCUUUUAUGAAGAUCACCCACUCUGAGACCCCACAGCUAAUUCUCCACUGACCUCCUCGCUGGCCCAAGUAGGACCAAUUCAGCCAGCUAGCCCUGGGGAUUAUCGAAUUGAUUUUUUAUUUUUGAAUUUUAUUGUUAUUCAUGUUUUUAUACCCUAUUUUAUGCUGCUUUUAUAAUUAAGUGUUUUAAAGUGUUUUAAAUUUGUUGUUAGCCACCCUGAGCCCGGUUUUUGAACCGGGAAGGCCGGGGUAUAAAUAAAAAUUUAUUAUUAUUAUUAAUAAUUUCCCACAAUGCCCCUGAUGUAGCAUCACACUGGGGCACUGUGGGAAAUUCAAAAGCGAAAAGCAGACCCUCUCCAUUUAAAGCCUGGCAGUGUGGUUAAAACAAAUAAUAGUUUCUUUUUCUUCCUUGGUGAUUUUUAACUAUCAGACCCAUGUUGUUUCUUACUUGGCAGAUACAAUGCUGUUACUGGAGAGUGGGUCGAGGAUGAGGUUCUGAUCAAAAUGGCUUCACAGGUGAGAACUUCGCAAAUUCUUGGCUUCCGGUCCCACCUGCCUUAAUGGAGGCAGCCCCAUGACGGCGGGGGAUUGUCGGCGAGUUUAUUUAUUUAUGGCAUUUUAAAAGUCCUGCUCUUCCUCCAGGAUACAUAUUAGCCCCCCUGCUUUAUCCUCAAAACAGCCCUGCAAGGUUAGAUUGGGCGAAGAGUUAGUGAUUGGCCCAAGGUUACCUGGUGAGCAUUAUGGCUGAGUGAAGACACAUGCCUGAGUCUCCCCUAUUCCUUUUUUAGCCAUUUAACAACCUCCACAGUGUUGUGUAAUGGUUAGAGUGUUGGACUAGGAUCAGGGAGACCCAGGUUCGAAUUCCCUCUUGGCCAUUUGGAGCUUGGGCCAGUCACUAUCUCUUAGCUUAACCUACCUCACAGGGUUGUGAGGAUAACAUGGGAAUGAAGAGAAAUGUGUUUACCGCUUUGAGCUCCUUGGAGGAAAAGUGUGGAAUAAAUCCAAUAAAUAAAUAAACGGGAGUUUGUACUGAGAUUGUUGUUGCUUCAGAUUGUUCCAUUCUGAAAAUACUUUUCCACAGAAAACUCUGGGUAUUGAUACACCCAUUUAUAUUCAACAGGGAGUUUGCCCCUUUUUGGCUGGGGAGGGCAGUAGUCUCCUGUCUCUCACCUGCCGAGUCUAUUUCCGAGUCUCAGUACUUGGCCUGCAAAUUCCCUCUGGACCUUUAUUGCUUGGAGUAAAUCUGUGCAUUACCUGUUUUGACUGGGAUGCUUAACCCUUCCCACACCCGCUAAUUUUCUCAAGCAAAUAAAUGCCUUCCCAUGGUUUUUCCUCUCAGAUCACCUUCCCAUCUCAGAGCCCAGUUAAGGGUGAAAGUGAAUUAAUAACAUCUGGGAAUCAAUAGCAUCUUGAGGGGGAUACUUGCUGGAAAGAAUUGGAUGGGGAGGGACACUCAUUGCUUCCUUCCCACCAAUUCUAGCCUGCAGUUCAACCUCCAAAGCAAUUAUAAAGCUUCUGUUUGUGAGCUACGAUAAAAAAUAAGUGUACCCCUUCUAGGGCUUAACUCAUGCUUAAGAUAAAAGGCGCUGUCUACAUAUUACAGAAUGCUGUGAAAAGAAGCCAUUAACUCCCACUUUAGUUCUUUCUUGCCCUCCCAGUAAAUUUAAAAUACAGUAAAGUAACCUAGUUCAGGGCGGGUUUUUUGCUUGAUGAGCCUGUUUUCACAUUGUUUGAUUUUUAUAUUGCUCUUUCAUUAUGGGCUGGGAUGUUCUUUACAGUUGCAAAUGGCUGCUCUGAGUAAUAUGAGUGCAUUAGAGGGCAGGAAUCAGGAUAUAAAUAUUUGAAUACACAUGUAAGGAAAACAUGGACUUGUAUUGGAGUGUAUUUCCAGUACGGAUGCUUUAGCUGUUGUGACAGUUCUCUGCAUUCUCAAAAGGAUGCCUGCAGCUCGUAGGAUUUUCUUUCAGUUACUUGGGAGUACAGGCAGAAUUUUUCAAAUACAAAUAACCUUUGGAUGAGUAACGAUUGAUCAUAUUUAUAUUGAUUUUCAGCCUUUUGGCCGUGGAGCAAUGCGGGAAUGCUUCAGAACGUAAGUGUAUCUCUGCUUAUAAAUAUUCUUGGGCUGUAUUUUGCAGGAUGGGAGUUUGAGCCUAAAAGCCAUGAAAAGAAAACAAUCAGGGCCAGAGAGAGAGAGAGAUGUGAGGCCACAUUUGGCCCUAGAUCUGAGAUUCCGCAUUCUUGCCCUACAGGCUAUGGGGUGAGAACCCAACAAAUAUAAUAAUGUCACCAUAUUGCAGAUAUUAUCCUGGCUCCCAUGCUAUCAUGUUUUCAUAGAGCAUUAAGUUCAAUUUUUUUUCCUAUUUCUUGUUCUCUCUUGGUCUUUGCUCUUUCAGGAAAAAGUUGUCUAAUUUUUUACACACUCAUAACUGGAAAGGUGCCUUCAACUAUGUUGCCAAGAGAUACAUAGAAACCGUGAACAGGGAUGUCUACUUUGAGGACGUGCGACUCCAAAUGGAGGCCAAGCUGUGGGGAGAAGAGUAUAAUCGUCACAAGCCCCCCAAGCAGGUACUUUGUUCUAAGUCAGUGAGCAAAACACCACCCCCACCACUCAGGGGAGGCAAACAGUUCAUUGAGUUUCUGAAUUAAUGCCAGUUAAUUACGACGAAUAAAUCCAUGACCAUUUCACUGGCAGCUUAAUGCAAGUUGAAUUCUGUGGCGAUCACACACAGGGCCCCCGGACGUUUGACGGUCUAUUGACCCUGUGCCGCCACUGCGAUUGCUUUUUCCGCUGCCACCACCCCAUAUCUCACGGGGACACACGGAGUCCAGUCAGUUGUUAACAUAAACAAAUAAUCAAGUUUAUUUUUAGAUGCAGGAACAAGCUUAUGGUUUCAGUUAGUUUUUCUUGACAGUUUCUUCAUCUUAGUUCCUAACAACUCCAAACUGAUUAUUCCAUCUAUCUAUCUGACUCCACCUAACAAUUCCUCUCAGUCUCUCACAAUACAACUCUACCAACCCACUUCCUAUUCCUCCCUCUUCCUUCUUCAACACCCAAACCUCAACUCUCAACCCAACUGACUUUCAAAACCUCCCACUCUAACUUUUAUUCCCCCCUUGCAUUCUCACUGGCCAAUCACAUCACACCUAUUUUAACCCUUUCCUUAUGACCCAUCCGAGGAGGCAAACGCCACAAAUUCCAAAAAAAGCAUUCAGUGGAACUUGCUGUGAUUUGUCUUCCACAAUGGAGUGUGUAACAAGGGCAACGUUCCUGAUGGACUGGGCGGAAAGAGUAAUUUAUAACUGGCUGCAAUUUCCUCUGUUCUUUAAACAGAAAUUUGAAUUGUUUUCAAGUGAAGGCACUUAGCUGUUUGUCACACCCUUCUGCCCAAAUGCCAUAAAGCACAUCAGCAAUUCUACACUGAUUUCAGGAAACGGAUCCUCAGCAUUUACCUGCAUACGUUUAUUCUGGGAACUAUAAGUCCCGUCAGGGGAAAAGGCAGAGUAUAAAUAAACACCGGUAUAUUACAGUAAUAAUAGUACGUUUGCCCCUCACAGAACUACAGUUCCCAACACCCACAACAAACUUCAGUUCCUACAAUUCUUUGGGGGGAGUGUGCUUUGAAUAUACUUUGGAAAUAUGGGGUGCAUGCUGCAGCCCGUGUUCCUUCGUAGCCUCCUUUUUUGGCCAGAAUUUACCAUUUGACGGGAAUUGUGUGGGGAGGGGCAUCCUCACUGUUUCUUCAAAACUCCCUUGCUUCCUUCCUCAGGUGGACAUAGUCCAGACCUGUAUCAUUGAAAUGAAGAACAGAGCUGGCAAGCCUCUCUUCCACCUGGAACAUUACAUCGAGGGCAAAUACAUCAAGUACAACUCAAACUCAGGAUUUGUGCGAGACGACAACAUCCGCCUCACCCCGCAGGUGAGACUUUCUUGGUAACUGGAUUAGUUUUAGUGAGCUAGCUGUGGGACUUUUCGGUCUGAGCUGGCUGUCACCAAAGGCAGUCCAGAAGCAGACGCCCAGCCCCAAGUGUCCAGGCAGGGGGUCAAGAUUCGAGGCAGUGAUUGGAAAAGUCGAGCAGCAGCUUAUGCUCUGUCCUCAAAAAAGAAGACCAAUGUCACUCUGAGAUAAGGGCUUUACAGGGACCAAAGGACAGGGAUUGGCCCCAUUGAGGUCACCACACUGAGUGACCCGGCAAGCUGGUACUGCAGUGUAGAUGGCGCUCACACUUUUAUGGCUACCCCUGCUUUGACUUCCUGUCUCUGAACGGCAGACUAUCUACAUGAACACUCCCUGAUGCUCAAUACGCCUGUUACAUGGGGCUCUGUGACAUUGCUGCCCUUGUAAUGCUUUUUUGCUGAGUUAUUCUAGUUUGCCAAUCUGUUGUAGUAAUAAUAAUAAUAAUAAUUAUUAUUAUUAUUAUUAUUUAUUAUUUAUACCCCGCCCAUGUGGCUGGGUUUCCCCAGCCACUCUGGUGGCUUCCAAUCGAGUGUUAAAAACAAUACAGCAUUAAAUAUUAAAAUAUUACAUAUUAAAUAUUAAAAACUUCCCUAAACAGGGCUGCCUUCAGAUGUCUUUUAAAGAUAAGAUAGCUGCUUAUUUUAAUACCCUUUAAGCUUUUAUGGUUCAAGCUUUCAAGGUUCUGUUACUUUUUAGUUAGGAAAAUGGGAAUACCUUGGUAUCUGCUUAAUGAAGGCAGGAGUUCUAAGUCUGCCUUCUGCCUUAAGUUGUCUUGCAGCUGGUCCAGAUGUUAUACUCGUACCUUGGUAGCUUCUGAAAAGUUGGAAACUGUGUGGCCAAGCCUUUGUGUGGGAAGUAAUUAGUGUGCAGAAGUUCCUAAUCCAAGGGAUGAGCCUGUUUAUCCAUUGUGCUGUGGCCUCUAAUUUUGGGGUGGUUGAGCCUCUGUAGGUUGCUUCCUUGUGUGUACAGCUUCCCUGGUGGAGGAUUCCCCUUCUAGUUCCAUAUUUAUUUGGAGCAAGAGCUGUAGCUCCGCAUAGUUCAAUUCCCAGCAUCUCUUGAUAGCACUGGGAGAGACACUUACCUGAAUUAUCUGCAGAGCCACUCUAUUCAGCAUAGAUUAGGUGUUCCCAAACUGAGGUCCACAGACAAGCUUCAUUCAGGUGGUUCACGGUGUGUCCGUGAAUUUGUGGCUGAAGACGGGAAACAGUGCAUCCAUCUCUUGAAAUAUUCCUCUUAGCUUCCAAUUGCAUUUUUAUUGCUUCUUCUGUUUCCUGUAUUGUAUCUUACUGUAUUUCAAUUUGCGUUCUGCAGAAUCCAAAUUGAAACACAGUAAAAUGCAAUGCAUGAGAAAUAAACGAAGCAAUGAAAAUGCAAUUACAAAUCACAUGGCAUCUAGCACAGAGCAUUGCAAUUGCUGCAGACAGGCAGAAAAUCAGUAAGUGGUCCGUCAAGAACCUCCGCAAUUCUCAAGUGGUUGGGGGGUGCGUGUGUGGAAGUGGGAACUUUGAGAACGCCUGGGGUAGACAGUGCUGAACUAAAUGGACCAGUUGGUCUGACUAGAUAUAAGGCAGCUUCCUAUGUUGCUAAGCUUACAAUUUCCUGCAGGCUUUUAGCCAUUUCACGUUCGAACGCUCGGGACACCAGCUGAUUGUCGUUGACAUCCAAGGAGUCGGAGAUCUUUACACAGACCCUCAGAUCCACACAGAGAGUGGCACAGACUUUGGCGAUGGCAACCUAGGUAAAACCUGGCCUGUCAUUUGUGUAGCCUUGGUAGUUUGUUAGUGAAGCGAAUAAUGGAAUUGUAGAUUUGGAAGGGACCCUGAGGGUCAUCUAGUCCAACCCCGAAGGGCUGACGGGCUUUGGGACUGAUGCCGAGGCAAACUGCCCCUUACGUUGCAGCCAUUGGUCAAGGAGCCCUAAUAAUGUGGCUCCUUGUGGCUUAUUUCCCUUGAAAUAAAAUUCCAUAACCCUGUUUAAACGCGCCAUUAUUCAUGUGCAACAUUUUGAAGUCCCAAGGUGUUUUGACAACAGUGAGAAAUGCCUGUUUCUGCACAAUUUCAGUGGGAGGAUUUAGAACUUUGUGUGCUGAAAUUCUUCUUUUGAUACCCUCAGGUGUGCGAGGGAUGGCCUUGUUCUUUCAUUCUCAUUCCUGCAACAAGAUUUGCAAAAGCAUGGGACUGACACCUUUUGACCUCUCCACCAAAGAGAAAGAUGCCUUAUUUCGAAGCAAUAAAUUGCUUGUAAGUGCUGCCUCUUGUACCGCUAAACUGUGACCCAUUUUGCUAUCAUAUCUAGGUCUGCUUCUAGAUCUAGACAACUAAGCAGCAUCUAAUCACUGCUGUUCCAUUUGAGCUGGAAAUGGAGCGUAUAAAUUAAAAUGAUGCCUCUGGUUAUUCAAGAAGCAGUUUUGUUGCGCCCCCCCCCUCCCGCCUCUGCCAUGGUCCUGGCUCUGCUGUUCGCAUUGGAAGGAAAGCUCUCAUUUCCACCAGUGCAGUCUUUCUUCCCAAAGCAUAUAGCACCCAAUUGAGAUUGGGACAAUUUUACCCCUUUGUCCUUAAGGGGUAAAAUUCCUCUUACUCCAGGCACAGAACUUGCUAUUUGCUAUUUUCUAACCCAUUCUCACAAUUUCUAAUUGCAUAAAUAAGGACACAUCCACAUCGUACGUGGCUUUCCCAAAAUAAUCCCAAACACUGUGGUGCUGGGAAUCCUAGCUCCGUGGGAAAGGAACGACGGUUCCCAGGAUUAUUGGGGGGGGGGAGGCCAUGUGUUUUAAGUAUAUUGUGUGGAUGUGACGCAUCGAGUCUAGUUUGGGCCCUGGGUCUGUUUCAGAUGUUUUCCUUCAUUGUCCCCAGUCUACAUCUUCCCUUGAAAUGGCUGGUGAGGACAGGGCAGCUCUUUAUGACUGCAUAGCAGCAGCAUUUCCCAUGCUGACUGGGGCUGAUGGGAGUUGUAGUCCACAAUACCCAGAGGUCACCAAGUUGGAAAAGGCUGCAUCGGGCCCGCCAUGCCUGGAACGUGUCACUGGAUCGUGGUUUGUCUCUUCAAAUGCUGUGAAGAGAAAACGGGAACCUGAUAUCUGAGGCACUUCAUGUGGAGUUUUGUUUUGUUUUGCCAAGGAAAACGCUCAGACCAUUCUGCGAGGCACAGAAGAAAAAUGUGGCAGCAGCCGUGUCAGAACCGUCUCUGGCAGCCGGCCUCCUCUGCUUUUCCGUUUGUCCGAAAACUCUGGAGAUGAGAGCAUGAGUGAUGUGGCCUUCGACUCGUUGCCCUCUUCACCUUCUUCAGCAACACCCCACAGCCACAAAACUGAACAUCUGCGUAAGUGAUAUAUAGGGUUGUCGGAGGAUUCUGGCUCACUCGGCAUAUAGGGAUGGGCCUGCCCAUUUUGGCCACCCCCAGACCAUGCACGGAUCGGAACAAAUGCAUGUGGAUUUCCCCCCUAUAUUCUACGAACCGAUACAUGCAUGCGUUGCAAAACCACAACUGAUAUACCUAAAAGCUGUGCUUCCUUUAUUUUUAAAACAUUUUACAGCUGCUUGGAGCAGUUGGUAGCUUCAGUGUAUUCACAUGGUAAAACGAUCUUUUAUAAUGCUCCCCGGAAGCCAGUGUAUGUCUUAAGCAAAGGGAAGGUUCUAUAUUUCAUAGAAUCAUAGAACUGUAGAAUUCAAAGGGCCAUCUAAGUCCAAACCUGCAAUGCAGGAAUCUCUUUUUUUAGACACCUUGCUGCUGAUUUUCUCUCACUUUACUUUUUAAUUUGUAUUUUAUUAUGUAUUUCCAACUGUUCUAAUUGUAUUUAUGUAAGUUUUUUGUUUUUACCUUGUGCGGAUAGCAUUGAUAUUUGUGUUCGGUGUUGUAAACUGCAGGCUCUUCCACCCUUCCGUUUGCCCUUCUGCUUCUCCCUGCAGAAACCCACAAUUUAGUGCUGAAUCGGAAUAAACUGCAAGCAGGUUUUCCACAGAAAAUAGUUGGUUUUCUGAGGGCGAGCAGCGGGGCAAAGGCAGAACUGCCCAGCUCUGUGCUCCCUAGGCAUGGGACAAGCAGAAGUGUGGCCUUUUGACAAAUGGCAGUAUAUAAUUUUUUAAAAUUUAUUUCUAAAGUGCAGGGGAAGUGUAUGAAGAAAAAGAUGGCUGCCCUCUGUGUGCCUUUGGGGGCUGACAUCUUUUUCCCCCUGUACCAGAUCCCUGGUAGCCUUAUUGGAACACUGAAAAUGAAAAAAACACCACCACCAAUGACUGCUCCUUUUUGUGGGGAGUUUAAUUUGAGCCUAAACAGGCUUUGUGCAUAUUCCCUUUUCCAUCGGUGAUGUACAGCGCAGGUUGCCAAUCAGUUGUACCUUGGUCCUGUUUUAGGUCUAGUUGUUCUGGCCCUGAGAUAUUUUGUGAAUCGAGACUCUUGCCAUUGAGUUAAUACGUAACAUUUUGCCCCCUAGACUGGCCGGUAUUCAAUGAAGUGGAUAACUUGGUUCAUGAUGGCCUUGACAAUCAGCGGGUAAGUGCCAAAGUAGAUGUGAUUGUGGCAGUUGUGUGUGUGUGUUUAAGUUUAAGUGUGGAACGUCAUAUAGACACCUUGUGGGCCUCUAUGAGACCAGGAUACUGGUCUAGAUAGGCUUUUGACCUGAUCUAGCCGGGCUGCUCUGAUGUUCUUAAGAGCUGCCCCAGCCACACAGAAAGAGUGAGAUAGGAAUCUGAUUUUAAAAGCAAACAGGCGUGCACCUGAGGAGUGCAGUAUCCUCAUCUCACCUUUCAUUUUGUCCACUCAGCCCCUCUCCCCAAGUGCUUUUCUUCCAACCAGAGCUACUCUUUCUGUGGCAGGGAUUGCUAUUCUUUUUGGGCCCGUGGCCACACAUGCAAACUGGAUAAACCGUUGUGUGCAUCGUUUGCAUGCUUCCAACACACACUCAUGCCCUGUAACCAUGCACACACAUGCAGACUCAUCUCCCACCACCAUUUAUGCUUGGAAAAAGUGUUUUUGCUACUCUCCCCCCAAUCCUAAUUUACUGCCAGAGGGUGGAGGGUGGGUAGAAAUAUCUUCCUGAAGAAUGCAGCUGGUGAGGCAAGAUACAGUCAUACCUCGAGUUGAAUGCUCUUCGGGUUGAGCGCGUUCGAGUUGCGCUCCGCGGCAACCCGGAAGUAACGGAGCGCAUUACUUCCGGGUUUUGCCGCAUGCGCAGGUGCUCAAAAUGGCGUCACACGCAUGCGCGGUAGCGGUGAAACGCAACCUGUGCACGCGCAGACGCGCCGUCGCGUCCUGCGUUCCGUUCGGGAUGCGAACGGGGCUCCAGAAUGGAUCCCGUUCGCAUCCCGAGGUACCACUGUAUAAUCUUUAUGAUCCUGAAUUCAGCAAGGUGGAGUGGGGUAGGUGCCUGCAUGCCCUAGGGGCAACCUCUGAGAACACAUGUGAACUCACAAGCCCCACAGUGGUGACCCCUUUUCAAUGUGAUUUCAUCAGUUCUCAUGUAUUUAAACAUGGGCGUUGGUUUGCCAUGUCCAGUUUGAGCCCAACAUUCUAUGCAGAGGGCCUGUAUAAGCUUUAACUGUUUCAAUUUAAAUAUGAGCUCGAAGACACUGUACUCCAUACAGUGUUUAGGCUUUUAAAAGUACAGUGGUGCCCCGCAAGACGAAUGCCUCGCAAGACGAAAAACCCGCUAGAUGAAAGGGUUUUCCGUUUUUCGAUGCGCUUCGCAGGACAAAUUUCCCUAUGGGCUUGCUUCGCAAGACGAAAAUGUCUUGCGAGUCUUGAGAUUUUUUUCGCUCCCCCCCCCCUUUUUCUAAGCCUUUAAUAGCCGCUAAACCGCUAAUAGCGCUAAUCCGCUAAGACGCUAAUAGGGUUGCUUCACAAGACGAAAAAGCCGCUAGACGAAGAGACUCGCGGAACGGAUUAAUUUCGUCUUGCAAGGCACCACUGUAUUUAUUUUAGUUUUCUGUGGCUGAUUUCAGUUUCAAAACGUAAUAAAAGCAAAAAACAAAUGUAAUGUAAGACCCUCACUCUUGUUCCAUGCAAUUGUAAAAUGCCACAAAACUCUCCUAGUCAGAAAGCAGAAGGAUGUUGAAGAAUUUCAGAAAAAGGAGUGGAAAUGGCUCGUGUUCGCAUAUUUAGCUCGUGUCCGGAAAGGAAAUCAAUACAGUGAAUAUGAUCGGUAUUUGCUGCCGCCGUUGCUUUCAGCCAGCAAAUGAUAUUAAUUGAUUAUGCCUCCCUUGCAUUGGGUUUCCUUUGCACUGAAAUGAACAGGGUGGUAUAACAUAAUUACAUAAAUUAUAAAAGUUAUUUUGCCACAACAAACAGUGAGGCUGACCUGUGGUGGAACGGAAACUGUUGCAUGUAACGAAUACAGUGUGGAAUGGAAAAUAAAGCCAUCUUGCAUCCCUGCUCUAGAGCAAACAUCGUAUCUGUGGUGGGCAUUCAUUUCAGUAUAGACUUAGCAAUCUGUAGUAUAGACAAGCAGGGAUCUUUAUUACCUGCUGCUGCUUCCACACACACACACACACACACACACACACACACACACACACACUUUCCCAGUCAUCUUGAUUUUCCAUCAUUGUGCCACUAGUUCCGCGAGCUAGUUAGGAAUACUCUUUUCAUGUCUAGUUUGUUGUGUUGAGAAAACAAGGUGCAAAGCUGCUAUAUGACUGUCCUGGAAGGAAAUAGCCGAAUUUAUAAAGCAGGAGUAUUUGUACUGCCUUUGCACAUUGAGAGUUCAGAGAAAGUACUGGCAUUGUAUCCUGUUAUUUCUCCGUAGGACUCUGAAAAUGGAGGUGACAGUGGAUACCCCAGUGAAAAGAGGAGUGAACAAGAAGACAUGGAUCACCGAGAAAAAGUAACGCCUUUUCCCUCCAGAGUGAAUAAGCCUUUCCCUUGCCCCCUCAUCCUGUUCUGUAUUAUAUAACCCAUAUAUAAUUUGCUGCUUGUUUUUCAUUCUGUGAAUUUGAAUUGUGAGCAGAAGCUCACAGCACGCAACUGGGAGGGUAUCAAGCUGUAAUUUAAGGGCACCAUGACCUGUAGGUCUGGAAAAGGUAAACUGAAGUUCCCAGUAUUAUUUGUGGGAAGUCAAGUGUGCUUAAAUGCAUAGUGUGAUUGCAGCCUACAUGAAAGAAACGCCAUGUUGUGACAGGUGCCUGUCUCCUCUAUCCAUCUCUCUUUUUCCUGACCUUAACAUCAGAGGAAAGAGGACAGGAGGAGUGUGGCAAAAAUGAGGGGGCAGACUUAUCUGCUCACCUAUGGGCAACUGCUAGUCACCCCAGGUGAGGUAGGAAGGGACACACUUCAUGUCUCUUCCAGCUAUUGUUAUAAGAACCAGUGCUUUCCCCCCUAGAAAAAUAGGUCGGUACCAUGAAGUUGUUACAGUAAGUGCCCCACUUUUUAACAACAACAAAAAAGAGGUGCCAGUACUUUGUACCCUUGAGUAACCCCUGAAAAAAAGCACUGAUAAGAACUAACAUCAUUUUUACUCAUUUUCUGCUUCCCUAUUUGAAAUAUUUAACUUUACUCAUAUUGAAAUGAAUGCAUCACUCCAAAAUCUUGGGAAAGGGGAUUGUUUCCUAAUGCUGCAAAGGUUCUUAGCAAAAUGUGAGUCAUAUUCUGCACCUUUCUUUUCUUUUAACAAUAAUGUAGGGGCAUUCCAAUUGCAACCGGAGACAUGAAUCUGACGAAGACAGUUUGGGCAGCUCUGCACGGGUAAGUACAACAUAAAAUGUCUUCAGGCAAUAGCUGAUUGCUGUGGUUUGGUCCUUAAACAUCAUAUGCAUAUUAAUGCACUUAGCUUUUCUCGGAGUAAUAUUUCACCCUGACUUUUUAAUUCUUUUUCCUCCCUAAUUAGAGAAAUGCUGUUGUAAAUAAAUCCUCUGUGACAACUAAAACCAGUCUCCAGAGCAAACUGGUGAUUCUGCAUGAAAAUUUCAGUUACAUGCUGUUAUUUGCUUUAACUUUUUCCCCGCUGUUUGGUUUUGUUUUCAUUCUGUUCUGCUGUUGCUGCUCUGUCCACACUGUUUGAAUGUUUCUCUACAAAAGGCUCCAGAUCUUGGAGUACGCAAAAAUCUCUCAUUACUGCUGCUCUUUUUAUUCCAUAUUUCCUUCUAUUAUUAUUGUUAAUUCAAAUGAAACCUCUUUUGAUGCAUUCAUUCAUUCAUUCAUUCAUCCUUACUCAUGAUUUUCAACAGCAAUUUUUAAAACAACCUACCAGCUCAUUCUAAACUAGAAGAAAGAUAAGCUAGCUGAAGCCUAGGGUUGCCAUAUUUCAAAAAGUACAUUUCCUGACACCCGCAAAGUUGUUUAGCUUUUGGGGGGAAACCUCCCCCCAAAAUAGUAAUUUUAAGCUUCUGGAACUGUUUCUGCUACUUUUUUCCAUCACGUUGCCAUACAUCUAGGUAUUCCCUGACAUUUUGCUGAUUUGGCGAAAUUCUCCCAUGACAUCAUUUCUACACCCCCUAACAAGGACGUGUCAGGAAUUUUCCUGACGUAUUACAAGCCUAGCUGAAGAGUUCUCGUUAGCUGCAAAUCUCUCUGAAACAAAGGUAUUGUUUCUAGCUGUAAGAAGCAGCUAGAGGUUGCUAGCAAAAGAGAAGUCUUAAUUAAAAUACAGAUUCAUUUGUUUUUAACUGCCAAAGGAAUUGUGAACAACUUAAAAUAGCUGAAAAUAGGCAUUUGCAAUUCAUUGGCGGAAGUUUCCAGGCAUUUGUACUGAUGGGGACAGAUGGACACAUUGAAAUUACCACGUUAUUGCCAAGCCACAGUCUGAGACUUGAAGAGAACAGCAUGCUGUUAUCUAGCCUGCCUUUGCCUGCUUAUCUGCAGCAUUUCAAGAGAGAUUGUUUCAAUGGUUACUGUCCUGUUCCUGCUUUCCUCAACCUGGUUCCCUUCAGGUGCUUUUGACUGCAAUUUCCACCAGCCCUAGGCAGCAUGGCCUUCGAUGGUGGCAGUUGUAUUCCAAAACAUCCAGAGGGUGGGAAUGUUUGGGGAAGGCUGAUUAGAGGGCUUAAGCAUGUGCCUUGGUGUGUCCUCUCAAAUUUCUACAUAAUGCAUUUCCUGCAUUGCAGGGUAUUGGUCUAGAUGACGCUUGGGAUCUCUUCCUGGAAAUGGUUCCUUGCCUUUCAGGCUGCUGUGGUUUUGAGACUAUUAUUUAUUCCAAUUAUUAUUAUUUAUUUCUCACUAUUCCUGACCCAGGACGUGGGUGGCACUGUGGGUUAAACCACAGAGCCUAGGACUUGCCAAUCAGAAGGUCGGCGGUUCGAAUCCCCGCGACGGGGUGAGCUCCUGUUGCUCGGUCCCUGCUCCUGCCAACCUAGUAGUUCGAAAGCACACCAGUGCAAGUAGAUAAAUAGGUACUGCUCCAGUGGGAAGGUAAACGGCAUUUCCGUGUGCUGCUCUGGUUUGGCAGAAGCGGCUUAGUCAUGCUGGCCACAUGACCCGGAAGCUGUACCCGCUCCCUUGGCCAAUAAAGCGAUAUGAGCGCCGCAACCCCAGAGUCGGUCACGACUGGACCUAAUGGUCAGGGGUCCCUUUACCUUUUUUAUUCCUGACCCACCUGUGUUUUAGUCGGUUUUCACUAGAGACCGAGCCUUUAAUGAGGCAAACCCUGCAUUCUUGAACUCCCUGCUAGUGAAGCUUGGCAGGAACCAUCCCUCCCAUCCUUUAGACAUCUUUUGGAAACUUUUUUGUGCGCAGACAGGCAUUUACAACAUUUUUUCUUUCAACCAAUCAGUAUAUUUUUAAUGCUGUGAACCGCCCUGAAAUCUAUGGAUGGAGGGCAGUUGACAAAUCCAACAAUAAAAAUAGAGAUGAUUAUUUAUUUUAUUAAAAAAAAAGAUUCUUAAUGGCUCUUUUGUUGAUACUAUCCUUGUACAUAACCUUGCAGCGCUUUUAUGCAAGUGUGGGUUAUGAAUUCAGAAAGAAGAAAGACCACAAAGUUGCCUAGGGUACUGGUGGCGAAAGCUUCUAAGGACACUUUCCAGGCCUCUGUGUAGUGCAGCAUUAAACCAGGAGUUUGUGGGUGUGACCUGCCUGUUCUCCAAAGUAGCCUGAAAUUCUGGUUGUGGGCAGAGAGUUGGGUGUUGAUGUUGUUUUCACCCCUUUGCUGCUGUUCACAUUUCUGUUUUGAAAAAGCCCAACUAUAAAGAUUUGCUGAUCAAAACUCAUGGCACAAGAGGGAUCUAUCCGUUGGCACUGUUUGUUUAGACAAGGCAGCACGCUCUCUCUCUUUUUCCUUUUCUUUUUCUUCCUUCUUUUUCUUUUUACGUUUCAAACUCAAGUCACGAUGCAUUCGCCCUGUUUUAGGUCAGUGUGGAGAAAUGGAAUCUCUACAACGCUUCCAGAGUUCACAUUCACAGACCCUCCUGUGUGGCGGUGGAAGUGCAGAGACUCAAUGCCUUGGAGCUUGAGAAGAAAAUUGGGAAGUCCAUCCUUGGGAAGGUUUGAUCACCACACAGUCUCUUGCAUCCGGCAGGCACCAAGUAUCACCUGAGCCCGAUGGCUCACUCUGCAGAAAGAACGAGGGUUUUCACAUAAAUUGCUUGUCUCCUUAAGUAAAGAGGACCAGCCUGGUUCUAGGGCCAGAAAAAGGAAUAAACCUGUCAUCUGUGCAUCAAUUAAUACUUAAUUUUCCAUUGACAAUGCGUUUAAACUUGCUGGGUGACUAUGGAGUUGUCAGCGUUGCCAGGGAUAGGACAAUUUAGAUUAGAGAAAGGGCAUCAGAGAAAGGAGUUAAACACCUCCCUCUUAGAGCCGCAGUCUUCCAAACUGCUCAGUGAGACUAAAGAUUAGUAAAGCAAAACAAAAAAAAGUUUAUUUUGGCCUUAAUACUCGGGGAUGAGCUGCUGAUAUUUCCUCAGGGGCAGCAAAUGGCUAGGAGAUUUAUUUUUCCCCUGGGGAGUGCUUCAUAGUAUUUUUGAGGAGGCUUAGUAUUGGCACCCGGCGCCCAUGGGCAGCUGUUCAUCCAUAUUACAGCCUUUUGAGGACUGCAUUCAAGGGGAGCAAGAGGAUCUGUGCAGGGCACCAACAAUGAAGCCGUGUCUGUCCGUACAGCAUCAGUUGCAGUGCAGAAGUGACUUUGAAAGCAUUCAAAAUGUGCUGUUCCUUCCUCUGGUUAGCAUGGGUGUUCCUCUGAGACAAGCUAAAUACAUGGUGGCGUUAGGUGAGAUAGAGCAUGCAUUUGGAGACCGCUCCACACAUCACUCUUUCUCCAGCUUGAAUAGGAGGGAGGGGGGAAAUAUUAUCCCAGGCAGUACUAAGAUAGUCCUGUGAAUCCACUUCCAGGAAUUUACCUUGCUGGCUUUUAAGGUUAAGAAAUUGCUUCAGGGCUUCACGGAACAAUGCCCAGUGUUCUAGGUGCUUCUGGUGUGGCGGCAUUGCUAACACUAAACAUGGUGUGGAUGUGCUCAGCCCCCUAGAUGAGAGACCACUAUCAGUUCCAUGUAAGAGCAGACAUAACAUACAUAAUCAUAAAACGAUUCCUUGAAAACGUUUUGCAGAACUGAACAGGCCAUCGGGUUAUUCUUCAUUGGGUCAUCUUCCUUUCUGAUUUCUUCCGUUCUCUUGAUGUCUCUCUGUCUCACAGGUGCACUUGGCCAUGGUUCGUUAUCACGAAGCGGGCCGUUUCUGUGAGAAAGACCAGGAGUGGGAUGAGGAAUCGGCCAUUUUUCACCUGGAGCAUGCAGCUGACUGUGGAGAGCUGGAAGCCAUUGUUGGCUUAGGGCUCAUGUACUCCCAGCUGCCCCAUCACAUUCUCUCUGAGGUCACACUAGAGGUAAGCGAGGCAGUGCUUAAAGUUGCCAAAAUCUGGAGAGGAAACGGCUCCUGCAUGACCAUUCCCGCACCUCUGGAUUCGUGUUUGAACACAGAAACAAGUCAGGGAUGUUGGCUAUUGUAGCAGCGGAUAUUCUGCAUCUGCAGGGGAUUGAACCAGAUGACCUUUGGGGACGCUUCCGACUCUUGUGAAUCACAUUUGUCUGUACACCUUAAAAUGUGAAGUGUUAAUAAGACCAACACACGUAUUGUGGUACAUUUGAGUGAAUGAAUGAAUUUUAUUAUUAUGGUCACAGACCAGUUUCGGCUCACUUACAAUAUCAGGAAAAUCAUGAAGCACAACAGGAAUACAUUGAAUUGCAAUUGGGUAUAACAGAGGCAAUUCAGAUCUAGUGGUAGUUAAAAAUAUAUAUUAAAUCUUGAUCACUAAAAUAUAACCUAAAAUUAUCAUUUAAAACCUUAAUCAUUUUGGUAGUUCAGCUUGUUCCCUAAGUUUUAUGGCAGUUGCACAUAUUUUGGCCACCCUUAGCGUGAUCUCUAGAUCCUUGUCCUCUACCAGGAAUUUUAGACAUUGAAGUUCGGACCCAUUUAGAGAUUUUUGUAUGACAGGAGUGAUAAAUACUGAGCAUAUAUCCCCGUAGAAACGGCAGCGUAAAAAGACAUGAGAGACAGUUUCUACCUCCUCCAAGCCACAGGGGCAGACUCAGUCCACGUAUGGUUUACCCUCGAAUCUGCCCUGUAAUAAGGCAGAUGGCAGCAUGUUGAAUCUAGUGAGGGUAAAUGACCGUCUGUGGUACAUUUGGGUAAUUUUAGAGGAUCUAAAGAGGGGAGGGGCUCUUUAGAUGCUAAUGUAUCGUACUGCAUUUAUUUCAAAUAUUGUUGAGGGGACCCUUUUGCUCGUUCAGUUGAGCUGGGCUCUGGAUGUUGUUCCAGAGCCUGACCUUGGUAUUGCUGCUGCCCAUGUAUCUUACAAAUACUGUUGCUGAGCCCUGAUUUGCUGCCCAGGAGGCAGUUUGCUCUGCAUAGUGUGUGGAAGCCUCCCUGUCCCCUCAAAUGGGAAUGAUGCCAACAUCCUUUUGUUACCUGUCACAUUCAGCAUUCCACAAAUGCAGUGUCUCUUCCUGGCAACCUGAUACCCAGCUGCAGUACAGUAAGACAGAACACCUCUCCCCCCAUCUCUUAUUUAUCUGUGGUAUGCACAGAGGAUAUUUGGUGAGGUGGGGGUUGAGCUGGGAAGAGGGCUUGUGGGGAGGAGCUAGGAGUAAUAAACUCGUUGAGCUUUUCCCUGAGCCUUCUGCACGUUCCUACCACUCCAGGGGAAAACUUUCUGGGCUCCUGACCUUACGGGUCCUGCAGUUGCCCACUCUGUCCCUUCACCACCCAUCCGUUCCAUAUCUUUAAUUAAUAUGAUAAUACACAAUGUUCCAAGGGAUGCGGGUGGCGCUUUGGGUUAAACCACAGAGCCUAGGACUUGCCGAUCAAAAGGUCAGCUGUUCGAAUCCCCACGACGGGGUGAGCUCCUAUUCCUCGGUCCCUGCUCCUGCCAACCUAGCAGUUCAAAAGCACGUCAAAGUGCAGGUAGAUAAAUAGGUACCGCUCCGGCGGGAAGGUAAACUGCAUUUCUGUGCACUGCUCUGGUUCGCCAGAAGCAGCUUAGUCAUGCUGGCCACAUGACCCGGAAGUUGUAUGCCGGCUUCCUCGGCCAAUAAAGCGAGAUGAGCGCCGCAACCCCAGAGUCGGCCACGACUUGACCUAAUGGUCAGGCGUCCCUUUACCUUUACCUUACACAAUAUUCCAGUAGAUUAAGAUCCCAUACAAAAAUCUCUUGACAAUAGUUCAGCUUUUUCUACAAGCAGAUAUGGCAACUAUGAUAAUUGAUGGUUAUCCUCUUUUUGCUUUUACAGGACAUCAAGGAAAAUAGAAGCAAAGGGUUUGAUUAUUUAUGCAGAGCAUCAGAAGCAGGAGACCGUCCUUCCAUGAUUCUUGUUGCUAGAGCAUUUGAUACAGGCAUGAACCUUCCUCCUGACAGGUACUAUUUUGUUAAUGGUCUCUGACAAGUGGCAGCUGUGUGUGUUGAUUCUUAAAUCACUUUAGGAAUUGUAGAUUUAUAAGGGGAAUAGUGGUCUCCUAACAACUCUCAGCACCCUUAACAAACUAUAGCUCCCAUCAUUCUUUGCGGGAAGCCAUGACAGUUUAAAGUGGUACCAUAGUGCUUUAAAUGUAUACUGCCAUUUUUUUAUCACUCGCUCAUUCUGCCACGUUUUUCUCCUUUUGGCCACCACUUCUGUUCCCUCUCUCUUAUUGCCACCUUCCUCCCUUUCUCUCUGUGCCAUCUCCAUUUUAAGCCACAUGAAAUAGGCCGAAGCCUGCAUGAAAUUAGGGCACUUUUCCGAGGACAGAUUGCCCACCCCUGUUGCAGAGUUUGGCAGAUCGAAUAACAAGACUCAGCAGGAUGCAAGAUCAAAUCUUUAAGCAGCUCCAAAUGUAUAUCCCCCCCCAAAAAAUUAUCCUUGGAGUUUUCCAUGAUUGAUUUGUUGUUUAAUUACUCAGAUGCCGGGACUGGAAGGAAGCCAUACAUUGGUACAAUUCGGCAUUGAACAUGACAGAUUAUGACGAAGGAGGGGAAUACGAUGGGACCCAGGAUGAGCCCCGGUAUCUACUCCUGGCAAGGGAAGCCGAGAUGUUGAUGACUGGAGGGUUUCAUCUAGACAAGGACCCACAGAAAUCAGGUACAGUUCUGGCUUUUUUUUUUCCUUUUUCUUUUUUUAACUUUCUGUGUUUCAUCUGUGCGUGUCUUAAUCUUUAUAAGAUGCCUUGAAUCCAAUUGUUCGAGACUUACACUUCUCUGCAUUCUGCAGUGCAGUUCUCCAGUGAGGGAAUGUGUACAAAAAUGCAUAUACCGGGGGAGCGUUUGCAUAGAAAUGCACAUCUCAGUGAAAAUAAUAUACAAAAAUGCUUUCGUAUUUGUUUUGUAUGUGUUAGGCAAAAUUGCGUGCAUGUGAACGUUAGCAGAAACUUGCAUUAAUUUGCAUUCAUUCAAAUUUCAAGAGGAUUUUUGUUAAAAUCAUGAACUGAUGUGGAAACGGGGAGAAGUAAACUUAGGAUUGAAAAAAAUGAAAAACAGAGACAACCCGCAACUGACAGAUCCAUGCAUUCCUAUUUAGAACUGCCUUUCAUGUGAUCCUUCAUCCUGUUUUCUUUAAAAAUAAUAAUUUUAUAAUAGUACAGAAGGAACAUUAAAACAAACAAACUGAUAUAAACACACAAAACAUUCCAAAGAUCACAUUGAGAAAAGGAAUACACAGGUGAACCACACAUCCUCAUUACACACUUUGAAAAGUAUACAUUUAUAAAUUGCAAAUGUGUAGCAUCAAUUGCAACAGUGAAGUUAACAACCACCUUCUUUAAACCUUGGAGAAAUUCUGGGACGUGAUAUCUAAAUAGAAAAUCUAGAGUAUUGAGAUAACAUACCUCUCCAAAAAGAAAAGUGAAUAGGAGGUUCUUCUGGUGAGGAAUUAAUGAAAGAAAUGGAAGCUACUCAUCUUAAAAUUUAUCUCUGCUACAGUUGUCUCUGACUACUCAGCAAUAUUGUGUUAGUUUGCCUACAAGUGCAACCUUCCAAAGCCUAUCUUACCAGUUUUGCAUAGUUAACAAACGAUGGCUUCUCCGUAACAGUGGCAUCUCCACCUAGGCUGCUUCCAGGAAACAGAUUAUCGAUGACUUAAAUUGACAGAUCCAUCCAUCUCUUAACUGGAGACAUCCUUCAUGUGCUUCUCCACCCAUUUUUCUUAGGUGAGCUGUUUACUGAAGCUGCGGAAGCUGCUAUGCAAGCCAUGAAGGGAAGAUUGGCCAACAAGUACUACCAGAAAGCAGAAGAGGCCUGGGCCAUGAUGGAGGAAUGA